Molecule: messenger RNA, 3713 nt
Organism: Xenopus tropicalis (tropical clawed frog)
Lineage: Eukaryota; Metazoa; Chordata; Amphibia; Anura; Pipidae
Gene: adgrd2
Product: adhesion G protein-coupled receptor D2
Exons: 27
Coding region: 258-3404 (1048 amino acids)
Biological process (GO): cell surface receptor signaling pathway; G protein-coupled receptor signaling pathway
Cellular component (GO): membrane
Molecular function (GO): transmembrane signaling receptor activity; G protein-coupled receptor activity
Source: RefSeq, a predicted model, not a curated record
UAUGGAAUGAAGCCUGCAUGGGACAGAGGCCACUCACUGGUUUCCCAUGCUGUUCCUUUUAAUCAGGCACUGAGCUGCCCUGAAAGAAUGCCAUUUGCAUGACAAAUGAGUGAAAAGACAGAGAGAAGGCAGUGUGCUGCUUGGGACCACAUGAGCAGGACUGAUGGCUUCUAAAUAUAGGACUUUCACUUCUCUUGAGGUAUACUAAGCGCAAAACAGCCCUCCUGAAGGAAACAUCCUCAGGAGACUUUAAGGAAAUGAACAUAUUCUGGGCUCCAGCACCAACAUGCUGCUUACUUCCCAUCCUAUUGGUGUGUGGCUGGUAUAGCUGCUGGGCAGCACCUGAGAUAAAUCAGACGCAUCAAGGGUUAGACUCCACUGCUGCUUUCAUUGAAACCUCUGAGGGUGUGUAUGAGUAUGUGAGUCAACCCCUUGACCGGUGGCAGUCUGAGAAGGCAUGUGAGUAUAAAUUUGCUUCUUUGCUGUCUGAGUCAAAAGACGGCCAAAAGAUCCCGGAAAAACUUCUGCAUUUAAAACAGAUUAACUUCCCUAUUUGGCUGAAAGAGGACGGGCCAACUGAACCACGGACCCGGCCACUUACCGUCCUAGUGUUUGAAAACAGGACAGAUGUUAAAUAUGCCAAGUUGCUGGUUGAUUUCCCACAUCUGCCAGAAAUCACAGUAUGUGCUUUUAUCCAGUGGGAAAAUACGUAUAAAGAUUUUGCCACCGUCUUCUCCUAUGCUGUUCCAGGCUUCUUCAAUGAAUUCCAGUUGCGCGGUAUCACUAGUGAGAAAGGAUAUGUUCAGUUUGCUAUCAUAGUACAUGGGCACCACACACCAUACUCCACCUUGUUCCUCAGCGAUGGGCAGUGGCAUCAUGUCUGUGUCACAUGGCAAAAACUGAACGGCACUUGGGCAUUUUAUGCAGAUGGAAAAAAAGCUGCCUCAAGUGUGAUCUCGACCACCCAGGAUAUCAUUGAGGGAGGAUCGUUUAUUAUUGGCCAAGACCAGGAUUCAUUUGGUGGAACUUUUAAAGCAAAGGAGUCCUUCAGUGGUAACAUCACCAAUUUGAAUGUUUGGAUGAAAGUCCUCAGUGACGAGCAAAUAGAAGUGGUCAGAUCCUGCAAUGUAAUAGAGCAGGGUAUUAUAUAUAGCUGGAAGUCACACAAGCUUCAAAUUGAUCCUUCUCUGCUACAAAUGGACAUUCAGUUUGUUUGCCCAGGCUCUUCUAUGGAAUGCCAGAUUUUACAAACCAGGGACAGAGCAGUAGAUUACACUCCCUGUGAAAAUAAAUUGCCCUUCAUCUGCUACUAUACAAACGAUUUGUAUCAGAGACUGAAAAAUACCAAUAGGGUAAAUCGCCAACGAACAUUUUCCAGCAGAGUAAAUGCAAUUGCAAACAGAACUCUGAUUUCUGAGAAUCUUCUAGACGGUGGUGUCCAACAAUUAAACGUCUCAGAAGCAUCAGCAUCUUUGCAGGCUAUUGAGAGAGUGAUGGAGACAGAUGGAAGUCUGGAGGACCCAGCCGAUCUUCUCAGUGUCAUCCAGUUUCUGAAGGGAGUUGCUGAUAUCGAAGCAGAAAGUGGCACAGAGGAUUUUGAGGAACUGAGUUAUCAUUUUGUGAAAGUCACUGGGGCCAUACUUGAGCAACCGGAUGCAAUUUUGUGGUCUGAAGUUAACCCAAUCAUCAGAGGACCCAUGACCCUGGUACUUAAUGUGGAUAAAAUGGCCUCCACUCUGUCACGGAUUCUAUCAGAUGAGAAGAAAGAGAUUUCUAUUCACCACAGGAAUAUUGAAGUUGGAGUGAGACAAGUUGAUCUGGAUGCCAACAGUCAUUUUUACAGGGAGCAGAGCACCAAUAAAGUGGAUCAAAUCACAGUUCCCAUGAAAGAACUUAAAGGAAUUGCAAAAGGAGAUGAAGUGGAUAUUAAAGUGGUGAACACCUGGUUUGAUUUUGAUGCGUUCCAACAUUUAUUUGGAGGGAACACCUAUAACUUCUUACCUGAAGAUUCUGCAGUAUCUGAUGGAGGAAACAAGUACGUGGGCACCUACCUUGGAUCAGCCGUUAUUUCUUCCACUGUAUUUGUUGGAUUCCAAGAAGUCGGCACUUCUGUACAAUACCGACUGUGGCAAAGAAGCAAAAUACCGAAUGAUUCUAGAACGCUUGAACAAAGACCUGUGUGUGCAUUCUGGAAUUUCAGCAUCAACCCAGAAAAUGGUGGUGGCUGGUCCACCUCUGGGUGCCAUAUGAAGAAGAGCAUCCACCCAGGAGAAACAGUCUGCUUCUGUAACCACACCACUAAUUUUGCUGUCCUUCUGCAACUUUAUGAUGUCCAGAGAAAUCCAGAUGAAGAGUGGACUCUAAGGACAUUAACAUUUAUUGGCUGUGGAGUAUCUCUGUGUGCUUUGCUGGUGACAUUUAUUCUCUUUCUAGCGGUUGGGGUUCCUAAGUCAGAAAGAACGACUGUUCACAAGAACCUGAUAUUUGCGCUUGCUGCUGCAGAGUCGUUGUUAAUGUUCAGUGAACUGGCGAAAAACAAUGAGGUUGUCUGUAUCACUGUUACGGCCUCCCUACAUUUAUUCUUCAUGGCUGCCUUUGCUUGGAUGCUGGUCGAAGGACUUCUUUUGUGGAGCAAAGUUGUUGCAGUGAACAUGAGUGAAGAUCGGAGAAUGAGGUUUUAUUAUAUCACAGGAUGGGGGCUGCCAAUCAUAAUUGUAAGUGUGACCUUGGCAACUUCUUUUAAUAAAUAUGUUGCAGACAGUCACUGCUGGCUGAACGUUCAAACAGACAUCAUUUGGGCAUUCGUGGGCCCAGUUCUCUUCAUAUUAACGGUAAACACCUUUGUUUUGUUUCGGGUGGUGAUGGUGACUAUAUCCAGUGCCCGCAGGCGCUCUAAGAUGCUGACCCCCAACUGCAGCCUAGAGAAGCAGAUUGGGAUCCAGGUUUGGGCCACGGCCAAACCCAUUGUAGUACUUCUUCCUGUGCUUGGACUGACCUGGUUGUGUGGUGUUUUGGUUCAUCUCAGUGUAGUCUGGGCAUACGUCUUCAUUGCGCUAAACUCAUUUCAGGGGCUGUAUAUAUUCCUAAUCUAUGCCAUCUACAAUAGUGAGGUGCGAAAUGCCAUUCAAAGAAUGAAAGACAAGAAGAAAGCUUUGUCUUUUACGAACUGUUCAAAUCCAACAAACUACGUGUCCAGCCAAAGGAACACUAUAUGGGAAACCGGGAAAUCAAGUCUGACUCCACCUUCAAGUAUUUCAUCACACCCCCCUCUGAAAAACACAGUAAGCAAUGGAAACCUGGUUGCCAAAAACCCUGUUAACAUAUCUUCCAUCUUGUCAACUGACACAACAGUUGUUGAACUUACUGCCUUCAAAACAUCAGAGGAGAGACUUGAAUACAUGUAGAAGAAAGACUUUCCCUUCCAGAUCAGGCAUUUGAGUCGCAUGGAAACAGUUGCUGAUUAUGUACAAAGCAGACUGAAGAAGGACGUAUGUUACAAGAGAUGCAUCAAGAACCAUGGGGUCCAUUCAACGCUGUCCAUGACCAAAGUGCUGAAAUGCUUAUUAGAAGUGUCUUUACUCUUUGUGAAUGGGUUUCCAAGUAGAUCUUCAUAGAAAAUACAGUUCACUAGAGAUUCUGGUACCAGCAGUUAUUUGCUGAAUGUCAAGCUGUUACUGUAUAUAGAUGUUUUUAAAUAAAAUGCUUUUAAAUUA